Messenger RNA from Porites lobata, 3130 nucleotides. The record is from the annotation of a GenBank genome assembly. NCBI's taxonomy places the organism in Eukaryota, Metazoa, Cnidaria, Anthozoa, Scleractinia, Poritidae.
GGUUUUUCUUCAAAGAUAUUGACGAGUGUACGAGCAACAAUCAUAACUGUGACAUCAAUGCUUUCUGCAAUAAUACUGAGGGUUCUCAUAAUUGCACCUGUAAGCCUGGAUACUCUGGAGAUGGAAGCAAUUGCACGGGUAAUGACGUGUUUUAUUCUUUCCUUGUUUAUAGACAUAUAAGUGAGGUACUUCUUAAAUUAGAUUUUGUCACAUAGUACUGGGAGAGAGCUUCGGAUCGCUUGCGCGAAUUGUCAUAGGAAUUAGGAGGGGAAGCACACUCAUUCGAACAAGAGAGAUCGGGAAACUGUGAUAUGACUGCUUGGUAGAUUUGCUCGACGAUAGAAAGGAAUCUUUAAAAUUCAGCACACCACUGGACUUUUCAUCCGAAAAAGAACCAAACACUAAUUUUCUCUGACAACAGGGAUCUUAACAUCGCCACAUCUAAGAAAUCGGAAUAGUAUUUAUCCGUGAGAAAUUCGAAACUUUUAUCCUCGUCUCUUCCAAGGACGCUUUUGCUCUUCAAGUGAAUAGAGUACGAAAGUGUGACGUCAUAAAAAUGAAAUUUCUGAAAUUAUGGGAUUUAUCAGGAUAUUCUGAAAGAACAAUGUCCAAGAGGCGUAUUCGCCAAAAAAGAGCAUUUCGGGGCAAAUUGUCUCUAAGAUCGUAGCCCAGACUCCAUACAAAACCCUUCUAAAUUUUUUGGGGGUCGACCUCAAAAGAAUUUAGAAGCGUUUGUAUGGAGUUUUCUAAGCGUAACUGGGCUACGAUCUCAGAGACAAUUUGCCCCGAAAUCCUCAUUUUUGGCAAGUAGGCCUCUUGGACAUUGUUCUUUCAGAAUAUCCUGACAAAUCCCAUAAUUUCAGAAAUUUCAUUUUAUGACGUCAUCACUUUAGUACUCUAUGGCACUGACGCGAGACGUGACAUCAUGAUACUGGCGCGAGGAUUGAAUCAACGAUUUCCUUGGAGACUCUCCUCCCCCGUGAUGAUUAAGAUAUAUGCUAGGUUAGGUUAAAUUUUUUAAUAAAGAUUUUAUCUUUGUAAAUAAGGCUGUUUAUCUUUGUUUCUUUAUAUAACUAGAAUAUGAACUAAGCUUAAUUUUGUAAUGGAGAUCAAAUCUUUGCAAAUAAAGCUGUUUUGAAGAUGAUAGUGAAAUGUACCAACCUUUCUCACGAUGGGAGCUUUCCUUGAUAGAUAUUGACGAGUGUACGACUAACAGGCAUAAUUGUGACAUCAAUGCUUUCUGUAAUAAUACCGAUGGAUCUCAUAAUUGCACCUGUAAGCCUGGAUACUCUGGAGAUGGAAGUAAUUGCACUGGUAAUAUCAUGUUCUUACUCUUUGUUUGUUUACAGUAUAUGUAUGAUUGAGGUAUAUAGUAGGUUUAUUAUUGUGAUGAAGAUGAAAUCUUUUGUAUGUCGACCUUCAGUUGUACCUUUGUGAAGAUGACGAUGAAAUGUUUUAACUUUUCUGACGUUGGGAGCUUUUCUUCAUAGAUACUGACGAGUGUACGACCAACACCCAUAACUGUGACAUCAAUGCUGUUUGUAAUAAUACCCAGGGAUCUCAUAAUUGUACCUGUAAGCCCGGGUACUCUGGAGAUGGAAGUAAUUGCACUGGUAAUGAUUUGCUUUUAUUCUUUGUUUGUUUCUUUGUACAUGAUUGAGGCAUAUACUAGUAGGCUAAAUUUUGUAAUCGCGAUCAAAUCUGUUUAUAUUAAGUUAGUUUGUUUACAUAAUCUCGUUCAGUUUGGUCGAGCGCUUGCUAGGAUAACAGGGAUUCUCCCUCGCCAGUCACUUUGGUCUAGCAUUGCCGUUUUGAAUUCUCCGAUAGUUGCAAACCCAGUGUCUUCAAGAGUGUAUGUACAUGGUCCUAGGUCUUCCUCUCUUAGUUUGUCCAUGUUGUGGCUGCCAAAACACAAGCGUUGAUGCCUUCUCUUCUUUGUGUCUAACACAUGCCCAGCUACUCUCAUUCCUCUUUCCUUGUUCUUGCGAGAAAGCUUUGGGAGGUGACCGUACAGAUCUUUACUUGAGACGGUGGUCCCUCAAAACGUUUGGUGCUAUACGCAGUAUCCUAGCAAAGGCACCAUCAGUUUGCUUUUCUGUGUUUUUGGUUAGAGUCCACUGUUGCCAGGAAGAGUCUAACCUUUAAUUUCCAACACAGAUUUCCAAAUUUUGCCCAACUUAUUGCAGGCCAUUCAGGCUUGAUCUUUUUUCGUUUUCGUGCCUUUCAUGUCAUAUUAAGUUGUUUUCGUAUAUCGUUCGUGUGUGGACCUUGUACCUCUCUAAAGAUGGUGGUGGUCAAACUGUACUGGCAUUUCUCAUGCUGAGAGCUUUCCUUCAUAGAUAUUGACGAGUGUAGGAUCAACCGCCAUAAUUGUGACAUCAAUGCAGUCUGUAAUAAUACCAAGGGAUCUCAUAAUUGCACCUGUAAACCUGGUUUCUCUGGAGAUGGAAGUAAUUGCACUGGUAAUGACGUGUCUCCGUUAUUUGUUUGUUUAUAAUUAAGGUAUUUGCUGCUAUCGACUGCUAGGUUAGAUUUCCUAAUCGAAACCUAAUUUUUGGCUUCUUUGUGAACAAACCUGUUCUUUAUUCUCGGUUUCAACCUUAUACCGCCUCUGUGAAACUUAAAAGUAAAUAUUAUACUUUUGACUACGUUGAGCGCUUUCCUUCAUAGAUACUGAUGAGUGUAUAAUCAACACCCAUAACUGUGACAUCAAUGCUGUGUGUAAUAAUACCGAGGGAUCUCAUAAUUGUACCUGUAAGCCUGGAUACACUGGAGAUGGAAGUAAUUGCACUGGUAAUAACAUGUUCUUAUUCUUUGUUUCUUCAUAUAUACAACUGAAAUAUACACUAGGCUUAAUAUUGUAAUGGAGAUCAAAUCUUUGCAAAUAAAGCUGGGUUUUUUUGUAUCCCUUGUUUUUUUUUGUGUGUGUGUGUCGACCUUGUACCUUUGUGAAAAUGAUGAUUAAAUGUACUAACUUUUCUCACUUUGGGGGUUUUCCUUCAAAGAUACUGACGAGUGUACGAGCAACAAUCAUAACUGUGACAUCAAUGCUUUCUGCAGUAAUACUGAGGGUUCUCAUAAUUGCACCUGUAAGCCUGGAUACUCUGGAGAUGGAAGCAAUUGCACGGGU